This is a messenger RNA of Nasonia vitripennis (jewel wasp), 1753 nucleotides long. It is a transcript of the gene rept, whose product is annotated as ruvB-like 2. The record is from RefSeq and is a predicted model, not a curated record. The coding region runs from base 239 to 1627 and encodes 462 amino acids. The transcript has 2 exons. Gene Ontology annotation, molecular function: DNA helicase activity; ATP binding; ATP hydrolysis activity. Gene Ontology annotation, cellular component: Swr1 complex; NuA4 histone acetyltransferase complex; Ino80 complex. Lineage: Eukaryota; Metazoa; Arthropoda; Insecta; Hymenoptera; Pteromalidae. Gene Ontology annotation, biological process: regulation of transcription by RNA polymerase II; box C/D snoRNP assembly; chromatin remodeling.
AUAUAUAUAUAAUAUCAGGUAAGGGUAUGUCUUGCGACUGCGCGCAUGACUUUCAAAGUCCACAAAAAACGCGGUGCAGCGUCAGACCAUCGGCAAACUUUCGAUGAGAAAUAUUUUGCUGUGGAUAAUUUAAAUUAUUUGCCAAUAUUUGAUGACCUUGGCUGCUAUUUGAUUAUAUCUAACUGCAGUUGGUUGACUCUUUUACCAUUUGGACGAUAAAAAGAAAAAGGAUAACAAGAUGGCGAUCGCAGCUUCUAAAGUUCACGAGGUACGUGAGAUCACCAGAAUUGAGCGUAUUGGAGCACAUUCUCACAUCAGAGGCCUGGGAUUAGAUGACAGCUUGGAGCCUCGAAAUGUUUCUCAAGGAAUGGUUGGCCAAUUCCAAGCGCGCAGAGCUACAGGCAUAAUUCUAGAAAUGAUUAAGGAGGGUAAAAUAGCUGGUAGGUCAGUCUUGCUGGCUGGCCAACCAGGGACUGGUAAGACUGCAGUGGCUCUGGGUCUGGCCCAGUCCUUAGGUGCAGAUACACCUUUUACACUCAUGGCUGGCUCUGAAAUCUAUUCACUGGAGAUGAGCAAAACAGAAGCCUUGACUCAGGCUAUAAGAAAGUCAAUAGGAAUCAGAAUCAAGGAAGAGAGCGAAAUCAUCGAAGGCGAGGUUGUAGAAAUUCAAGUGGACAGACCAGUUUCUGGUGUAGGAGCAAAAGUUGGUAAGCUCACCUUGAAAACUACAGAAAUGGAAACUAUCUAUGACUUGGGAAACAAGAUGAUUGAAUGUCUUAUGAAGGAGAAGGUUCAGGCUGGAGAUGUCAUAACUAUAGACAAAGCCACUGGUAAGAUCAGCAAGCUUGGUCGUUCCUUUACAAGGGCUCGUGAUUAUGAUGCAACUGGACCACAGACAAGGUUUAUUCAAUGUCCUGAGGGAGAGCUACAGAAGAGAAAAGAAGUAGUCCACACUGUGACAUUGCAUGAAAUUGAUGUCAUAAACAGCAGAACACAUGGAUUCUUGGCCCUAUUUUCUGGAGAUACCGGUGAAAUUAAAUCAGAAGUAAGAGAACAGAUAAACCAAAAAGUAGCUGAAUGGAGAGAGGAAGGAAAAGCUGAAAUUGUGCCUGGAGUAUUAUUUAUUGAUGAGGUACACAUGCUGGAUAUUGAGUGUUUUUCAUUUCUUAACAGAGCUUUGGAAAAUGAAAUGGCACCAGUUGUCAUAAUGGCCACAAAUAGGGGUAUCACAAGAAUUAGGGGUACUAACUACAAAAGUCCACAUGGCAUUCCAAUUGAUUUGCUAGAUCGUAUGAUAAUUGUCCCAACCAUUCCAUACCAAGAAUCAGAACUCAAGGAAAUUUUAAAAAUAAGAUGCGAAGAGGAAGAUUGUGAAAUGUCAAAUGAUGCCUUAUUAGUUCUUACCCGUAUUGCACUUGAAACUUCCUUGAGGUAUGCUAUCCAGUUAAUCACCACGUCGUCUCUGAUUAGCCGAAAAAGCAAGAACAUCGAAGUAGGCGUGGAUGAUGUGAAACGCGCGUACACGCUUUUUAUGGAUGAAAAUCGAUCUUCCCAGUUCCUAAAAGAGUAUCAAGAGGAUUUUAUGUUUUAUGAAGCAGAAGAACCGGCAGAAAUGGAAGUAGCAUAAGAAAAAAACCUGAAAUUUUUGUACAAGAUAUAUUAUAAGGAACAAAAAACUAUUGAUCUACCUUAAAUUUAUACUAGAUAUCAUCGAGUAAUUUAACAACAAAAUAAAUUUUGAUUUAUAUAAAAA